ACUUGGUGUUGACAUGAAUCAAAUGAAGUUGUCAUUUUGUUCACAACACAAGUUCCGCUCCGAUGAUACUCGGGAAUGUUUCGUGCGCCACCUAGCGAUUACAGUAUAUCAUCAUUCAUCCACGUGCAAAAUGGGUGCUGAUGAAGAUGAAACUGCUGUUGUAGACUCAAAACUUCGGGUAAAGGGUAUAAAAGGAUUGCGAGUUGUAGAUGCAUCCGUAUUUCCAACAGUGACAUCGGGAAAUAUAAAUGCCCCAGUGAUAAUGGUUGCCGAAAAAGCUGCUGAUAUGAUACGCGGAAUAGAUUCUGUGAAAGAUAUUAGAGAAAAAUGCUAAACGAUAUCUGAAACAAUCGCAAGUUUAAAACAACAAUAUUUAGUAAUUUAUAAGCUUUCCAGAAAAGAGCAAGCGAAAGAGGAGGCGGAUGUUUUAUUUUGCCGUAAACGGUCGUUUAUUUAUUAGCAUUGUUUUAUUUAAUUGAUGAAAAGUUCUAUGUAUAAAUAAAAAAGAAAGACAUCUAGUGUAGUUAUAAAUGAAGGAAGAAUAUGACAAGAUAUAUGUAUUUAUUUUGCUUUGAUGUACUGUUAGUGUAAGUCAUGAACAGAAGGUUAGUACAAUAUUAAAAUGAAU
Messenger RNA from Ruditapes philippinarum (Manila clam), 628 nucleotides. RefSeq names its product choline dehydrogenase, mitochondrial-like. NCBI's taxonomy places the organism in Eukaryota, Metazoa, Mollusca, Bivalvia, Venerida, Veneridae. The record is from RefSeq and is a predicted model, not a curated record. Gene Ontology annotation, molecular function: oxidoreductase activity, acting on CH-OH group of donors; flavin adenine dinucleotide binding. The coding region runs from base 14 to 334 and encodes 106 amino acids. The transcript has a single exon.